AUGUCUAUCAGGUACACCAUAUUUUAUAUACACACCUUUAUCCUCAAAGUACUUCUUUGUCUCACCUUUGAACUCACUUCCAGGAUCCAUUUGUAUUUCUUUUGGAAUUACCAACAUUCCCCUUCGAUAAAUUUCCAUAAAAGCAUCCUUGACAGCAGCACUACCCUUGGUCUUCAAUGGUUCAGCAUCUGUAACACGAUUACCAAGAUCAACAACAAGUUGUCAACAACCAGUGCAUAUUUGUAUCCAUUAUCAUCUGGAAGGAACAACAGAUCAGCUUGUUGUUUCAAUCCAGUCUUAAACACUUGGAUAUGUGGCAUGUUCAGACCUUUGUCUUUCUUUGGUUGUUUGUAUAGUUUGUACAACUCCUGUUUGUCCAAAUACGCUUUGCUCGCUUUGAUGUCCUUAACCUUCUUCAGACCA
Messenger RNA from Acytostelium subglobosum LB1, 423 nucleotides. RefSeq lists its product as hypothetical. Lineage: Eukaryota; Evosea; Eumycetozoa; Acytosteliales; Acytosteliaceae. The annotation marks the transcript as partial. The transcript has a single exon. The record is from RefSeq and is a predicted model, not a curated record.